CAACGACGUUUGCGCUACCGGUUGCAGCUUCGAAGAUCGAGUCUCCGAGUUGCGCAGCCAACUUGAAGUCGAAACACUUCUCUGUGUGCACCUGCCGAGUCCGAUCGAGACCCCUCUUCUGCCCCCAUCGCCUCACAAAGCCAAUCAGCCCGCGAAUCGUCGAGGGCCAUCCGGGCCCCAGACGCCGGAAAGCCUCGCUAUGUGCAGAAAAGUCGUCUUCAAGGGAUCCUGCCCGCUCUGCUCCAAGGAGUUCACGUGGGACGAGCUCGCGCUGGAGCUGACCUGCCUCGAGGCCAAGAAUAACGGGGUGUUCGGCCUGUGCAAAGACGGGAUAUCGGAGGACGAGAAGCCCCACGACCAGGAGUGUGACGCCUGCGCGGCCGAGCAGGAGGCCGACGAGGGCUACGACGGCGGUACGGAAGACGCUCCCGACCUGUUCGGCGCCGGCUGGUCCGGGAGCAAGGCGGAAACCGCUGACGAGGACCAAGACAGCGGGAAACACAAGAACAAGAAGCAGCGGAUAAGAUGAAAGUCAUCAAGGCACGCAAACCUGAAGGACGGCGCGAAUGUCAUAUGUGCGGGAGCGUCCAGAGUUCAACAGUCUGUUGGGACCCACCGCUACUAGCGACACGCACUUCGUUCAUCCGAGAUAUCCGCCACUGAGGUGCUCGCGGCGACGGCGGCAGUAGGCAAGGGCGCGGAAAGACUGGGAUAAUACCGCGCAC
Chaetomium strumarium is the source of this 725-nucleotide messenger RNA. RefSeq lists its product as uncharacterized. Lineage: Eukaryota; Fungi; Ascomycota; Sordariomycetes; Sordariales; Chaetomiaceae. The transcript has a single exon. The record is from RefSeq and is a predicted model, not a curated record. Bases 200 to 529 code for a protein of 109 amino acids.